UGAAUGAUUACAGCUAUAGAAUAAUAGCUGUACUCGAAGGAAUUCGUUUGUUUUGCGAGCGCUGAGCGUUCGUUUGAUUUUGGUUAAUGUUUUAUUAUACAAACGUUAAAGAUAAAGGCAUUUGAGAACGAAGAUAGAGACUGGUCUUUGGAACAUAUUGUUUCCAGUGGAGAUCCUUAACAAGUGGAGGUGAGGUGAACAUUUAUGGUGGUGAACCAGUGAGGCUAUUGUGAACAAUGGUGUUUAGCGAAAGAUAUAUUAAACUGGCAAAGACUCAAUUGAGUCUUUAACAAAAGCCCUCGAACAAUUGAGUGAAAUGAGUUUGUCCUCAAAAUUAAUUUAAAAAACGGCCAAGUGUGCAACAAAUCCUCUAUUUUUUUUUAAACUUGGGACAUAGGAUUCAUUUAUUAUUAUCAAAGAUCAUUUUAAUAUCCAGCUCAAGGUAGCGUCUCCUUUUAGGAGUCUUCCGUUCAAGUAUGAUAGGACUAAGUCGACGAGGGGUUAAUGCAGGACCUUCAUUGAGCUUGCCAUCUACACUGGAAGACUCGACGAGCAAUUGGAAAGGAACUUCUGCAGGCACUUCUGAUCCUUCUCAAAGCGGUCCUGGUGGGGCAGGUGGGCCAGGUGGGCCAGGAGGCCCUGUUGCUGCGUCUGCUGGUCCUAAUGGUCCUGGAGGAUCAGGACCACAAGGUGGCGUAAAUAAUUUCGGUGCUCCUGGUGGUCCUAACAAUUUCGUUGGUCCAGUAUUUCCCGCUUCUGGCCAAGGAUCUCCUGCCGGAGGAUCGGCAGGCAACAGCUAUCAAAAUGUUCCACCCGGAACUGGUUCCAACACUCCACAAUAUACAGCUUCCCCAGCUCCAUCAGGAUCAUCAACUCCUGGACCUGGGCCUCCUCAGAAUGUAGGUUCGGGAUUUCCUCCUCCGAAUUCAAGUGGACCAUACAAUGGACCGGUUGGUGGUGGAGGAGUUCCUGUCGCUGUCGGUCCGUUUAGCUCCCCGUCCUCGAAUGGACCACAAUUUGGUAGGCCGAGCAGCUCGGGCUCAGCAUUCGGUAGCGGGCCCCAUUUUACAUCUCCCAGUGGUCCUGGAUCUUUCGGAACUCCACAAUUUAGUCUACCGCCUGGAUCACCGUUUGGACAUGGGCCAAAUGGUCCUAAUAUAGGAGGUCCAAUGGGACAGGGGCAUUUAAUGAGCGGACCUCAAACCGCCGAUCGUAUGGACCAAAGUCAAUUGAAUGUACCCAGGAGGCAUGCCUAUUUUGGACAACCAGACUAUAGAAUCUAUGAGUUAAAUAAACGAUUGCAGCAACGAACUGAAGAAAGCGAUAAUUGUUGGUGGGACUCGUUUGCAAACGAGUUUUUCGAAGAUGAUGCAACGUUAACGUUAACUUUUUGUUUGGAAGAUGGACCAAAAAGAUAUACUAUAGGACGCACUCUGAUUCCACGAUAUUUUCGAAGUAUUUUUGAAGGUGGCGUAACAGAGUUGUACUUCAAUUUACGACACUCGAAAGAGUCCUUCCACAACACUUCUAUCACAUUGGACUGCGAUCAGUGUACCAUGGAAACAAUUCAUGGUAAACCGAUGUACACCAAGGUGCUUACAGAAGGACGACUUAUAUUGGAAUUCACAUUUGACGACUUAAUGCGAAUUAAAUCAUGGCACAUGGCCGUCCGGACGCACCGUGAGCUUAUUCCACGUUCAGUGAUCGCAUUACAUAGCCCCCAGCCAGAUCCAGCAAUGCUGGAACAACUGUCAAAGAACAUAACGAGACAAGGAAUAACCAAUUCAACCCUUAAUUAUCUGCGCCUGUGCGUUAUAUUGGAACCUAUGCAGGAAUUAAUGUCAAGGCAUAAAGCUUAUGCACUAAGUCCUAGAGAUUGCUUGAAAACGACAUUGUUCCAAAAAUGGCAACGGAUGGUCGCACCGCCUGGUAAGAAAGGAGAUGCCCAAAGACCAACAAACAAACGACGAAAGCGUAAAGGAUCUAGCUCAGGUGCAGGAGCAGGUAAUACUGGACCGCAAAUGCCCAACAAAAAACGAUCUCCAGGUCCAAACUUUUCGCUGGCGUCUCAGGUAGAUGUAAUGGUUGUUGGUGAGCCAUCACUAAUGGGUGGCGAGUUUGGAGAUGAAGACGAGCGACUAAUUACACGGUUGGAAAAUACACAGUAUGAUGCAGCCAAUUCACUGGAGCACGAUGGGCACAAUGCAUUUGGAGGUCAUAACGAAAGCUCUAUGACGGGUGGAGCGAACUCAUGGCAAGUUGAUCGCGGAGGAGGUCCCUCUAAUAAUUCUGGUUCAACUAGUCAGGAUGGAGAAAAAAAGAGUCCUUCCGUCUCUCAGUGACAGACCUAAAUUCAACGCACUCAUUAAGUUUUCAUUGUAUUCCAUUCGUUUGAAAAAGCAAUCCCUGCGUAAGUGCGUUGAUAAAAGCUAUAAUACUGUACUUUGUCUAUGUAAUGAAACAUUACCCAAUUUUUGUUUUAUUAUUUGUGGCUCUUGUUACCGAGUGUCUACUGCAAGAUCCAACCCGAAUAAUCGUGAUCAGAUUGCAUACCAACAGAUCCGCAGACAGCUGUACCAUAUUCUAAUAUUACGUCAAAUGGUGUCUAUUUACUAUAAACAGUAUCUGUAGAAACUGAUUGAAUGAAUUUGACAACAUAUGCACACACAUACACACACUCGCGAGCGCAUUGUGUGUCUUAUAAGAUACCGUUUUUGUAUUGCAAAUACCGUUGUGAUACAUUACAACUCGCUAACUGAUGAUUGAUGAUAAUCAUUAAUAUUAAUUGAAUAAAAAUAAAAAUAUUUUUUGGAAAAUAUUGUGUUUAAAAGUUCAAAUUGUAAAAGAAUUAGGACCGUUCAUCACAAUAGUCUGCAAGCAUUCUAGGGCUCUAAGGUUUCGUUCAAUUCCGUAAAAUUAAUCCUCUUCCUCAAUGUUGUCAUUGUUGAGAGCACAUCAUUUUCAAUUUAUUUGAGUUGAACUCAUUGCAAAAGGCAAUAUUGGGCCUUUGAAUCAAACAAACUAUUGUUUACUCGUCGAAGUCGAAUUUUAAAAAUAUCGGAUAAAUACGUAUAUCAAUGAGGUGUAAUAUCUGUUAAUUAUAAAACAGUCGUUUGGUAUAUGUUUGCAUGUUUUGAGUUUUAGGACUAAAAUUAAUUUUAGGAAUAAAUUAAUUAUUCUGUUUCAGUUUUUGUACAGUUAUAUAAUUUCGUUACUGAAUGCAGAGGACAAAAUGACGAAGAAACAAAUUUAAACAGAACCUGACUGUUGCCCGAUUUGUGUCGUUUAAACAACCCAUAUAUAAUGUAAAUAAAGGUUAACGUGCACUCUGGUUUUUUUUUAAUUUUGGCAUUGAUUUAUUGCAUUUAAAUUCUUCGAAUGUCGGGUCAAAGUAUUAAAUCUUCACGGUUUGUUAAUAAAGCAUAUAUUGAAACAUAUUUACUUCAUAAUGCAUGUUCAUAUGCUUCAGUUUUAUGUACUGUUUUUUUAACAAAUAGAAAAAGGUUAUACUUUUUUAUAUAUCACAUAGUCAAUUGCCACUAUAAGAAUAAUUAUCGUAUAUAACAAUGCUUUGCUUAAGUAUUGGCCAUUUGGUUAGGUUAGUUAGGAGAUUUUAUUUAAAUUAAUUCGUCUUUGAUAGCCUUGACUCGAUGGAAUACCCAAUAUAUGAUGAUUUUGGUAUCAGGGUCGGUUUGCUAGUAUACUGUAAAAGAAUUAUUCGAUUAAAGAUACUUUUGCAUAUACGCAAAGUGCUAUUCCAAGGUUUUCCAAGUAUGGAUAUAUACAUGAAUAAAAUCAUCUUCAUGAUUGUUCUCAGGAAAUGUUGAAAUAAAGAAUAUUUCAUUAAUUUCCGAAGUCCCGUCAGAGUUUGGUUUAAAGAAAGUAUAGAUAAUAUGAUGAUGGACUAUAGGCAGCGCCAAUGCCUAUAUUUGCUAAUCCUUGAGACUAUAGGGUAUUAGUAAAAAAACAUAGACGAAGUUAAGUUUCACUCUUCACUUUCUUCACAAAUUUAGCGCAAAAAACGUGGGUCGAUCAAUAAAAUUAAAUGAAACAUCAUUCAUAUUUUUACACUCAAUAAUUAGGAAACCGCUGUAAUGAAACCAAUUGA
Messenger RNA from Anopheles darlingi, 4108 nucleotides. It is a transcript of the gene Chi, whose product is annotated as LIM domain-binding protein 2. The coding region runs from base 477 to 2342 and encodes 621 amino acids. The transcript is spliced from 10 exons. Gene Ontology annotation, cellular component: nucleus; transcription regulator complex. The record is from RefSeq and is a predicted model, not a curated record. Gene Ontology annotation, molecular function: LIM domain binding. NCBI's taxonomy places the organism in Eukaryota, Metazoa, Arthropoda, Insecta, Diptera, Culicidae. Gene Ontology annotation, biological process: positive regulation of transcription by RNA polymerase II; negative regulation of transcription by RNA polymerase II; nervous system development.